Messenger RNA from Bactrocera latifrons, 3314 nucleotides. RefSeq names its product protein pigeon (gene pigeon). The record is from RefSeq and is a predicted model, not a curated record. Gene Ontology annotation, biological process: positive regulation of amyloid-beta formation. Lineage: Eukaryota; Metazoa; Arthropoda; Insecta; Diptera; Tephritidae. The coding region runs from base 23 to 2833 and encodes 936 amino acids. The transcript has 8 exons. Gene Ontology annotation, cellular component: trans-Golgi network.
UUUUAAGAUAAAUAUUUCCAAAAUGCUUGGACAAGAAAAUUUGGCYGCAAAUUUCUGCGGUUUAUUGGCGGCUCAAGGAUUUAAAGAAAAGGCAAUUGAAUGGCGUAUACUUGGACAGGAGCGUGAUGGUUCAAUGCUUAUAUCAUGGACUUUUGAGGAUUUAAAUACAAGCGUACGGGAAACUUGCAUAGGUCAUUUUGAUGCAACUACUAAGACGUUUCGUAUUCUGUUCCGAUUUGUUAAAGAAUGUCGGCAAAUUAUACAAGCCACUAUUAAUAGUAAUAAAACUUUGUUAGUAUAUGUUGAGAAGAAAAUGUUUCUUGUUGAAAACGAAGAAUCUCGUCUCCGCUACCAAGCAUAUAUUGUUCCGACAUGUGUUGCAGAUGAAGGUGCAACAGGUAUUUCUUUAUUGGAAUCGCCAACACAUCGGCAAGUAAUGAGCCAGUUUCUGUGGAGGAACGAGAAGGAAUAUGAAAUAAAAAGUAUUCAAGAAAAAUUUAUACUGCUUAUUCAUGAGACUUGUAUAAUGCAAUUCGUUUGCAACUURAAACAAAUGGAAACAAAUGGGGAUACAUCAUCAGAUGAUAAAUUGCAUUUAGAUGCAAGCAUGCUUACUUCCGAAACGAUUGCUAAACAUUUCAGUUGGGCACAAUGGGAUUCAGAUAAUCAGGCAUUAUAUUAUAUACAUUUAAAGCCAAAGGCAAAAAGUUUGAGUCUAAUGGAUCGCGAUGAAACCGAAAAAACUAAAGGAAAUGAAUUAAGUCCCACGCUAUCAGCUUUUCAAUUUAAUGAAAAGUUGCCCACAGAGACAGUGUUAAACAUUCCACUAAAUWUGCCGAAAUUACCACAAGGAUCUUUUGACAUUGAACUGAUCUACGAGGACGACAUUGUUCCAUUGAGGGUUCAUGACUCUUCAUUAAAUUUAAUUAUUUUGACUAAUGGCGCCGGGAUGUUAUUUGUUUGCCAUUAUUAUCUUUAUCAACCAAUACAACCAAAAAAUGUAGACGACACACCAGCUGAUGGUGCUGGCCCAUCCCAGAAGGUAAAUGUUCAUUUCGCAUAUUCGGUAACACUUCUUCACCAUGGCUGCGUAGUUCAUUGCGUUAUGCCGGGUGUACCGUGGGARAAGGCGCGUUUACUCAAGCCAACAUUCGCCCUUCAUGGUACCCAUCAUUUGCUAGUUUUUCAGCCGGAUUUAUUUGUACAUUUAUUAGAUGUGGGAUUGAGUCAUGAGCCGUGCUGCCAUAUAGUGUGUCCUGCACAUAAUCGCAAUCCGCUGACUCAACUUGUACCAUGUCAAAAAUGGGGAUCAUUAGCAUAUGAUACUGCAACUUUGGACUUGGUUUCACUAAGUGUCCCACGUGGUCAUUUGAUUGAAGCUUUCCGUAAUGACACAUCGGUCGAUAAUCGUCUCAGUAUUAUUCAUUAUUUUCUACUGCAUUCUAAUGAUAUGGAUGUCCUCGCAGAAUUGCUUGGCAUAAUAAUGGAAAGACCCCUGUCAUUGGAUACUGUAGCAUUGCUUAAAGAAGUUUUGGUGGCGGGUAGUUAUGCUGCCACACUACGCAAUCUGCCACCGGAUGCGGUAUCAUUUACACGAUUUUUACCUCUUACGACUGCUGAUUCAACACGACCAAUUCAGGCGCGGGUAGCCGAUAUUAACGUAGGUUUGUCGCAUGAAAGCCUAUAUAAUACCACCAUGAUGUUGCUAUCACCUCAUCAACGUUUAUCUCCUUAUCACUCGGAUAUUUGGACCCGUUUAUGGGAACAUUUAAACGAAGCUGAACAAAAGGAGAGACACCGUUUCAAUGCGGAGCAAGUGACCGAAAAGCUUAUGUUUUCGUUAUCAUGCUAUCAACCCGAAGCGCUAUCGCGUUGCACAACACCAUUGACYCCGAGCGGAAAUAUGGGAAAUAGCUUCAACGAUUUUUCUUUUUCCAAUAAACGUAACUGCAGUGAAGUGUUACCCUUUAUCGAAACGGAGACAUGCACAGCAACAAAACAGGAACAUGUUAUAUCAGUGAAUAUGCGUGAAUUGAGCGUACAUCUAGUUAAGCACUCCGUUAAACCCAAUGCAGGGUUUCGUUGGCUGAAAGAGACAUUUUUCGAGCGCUCACAGGCUCCAGCCCAUGUACAUGCCGUUGUCACGCAGUAUGUAAGCUCACAACUAGAAUUAUCGCGAGCGCUAUGUUCCCUCGUUUGUCGCGCGGCGGGCCUUGAUGCACGUAAUGAGACGGCGCGCGGUUUCCAAUUAAUCGACCAAAUGACCAACAGCCAACAGUAUUCACUUUUCUUAAUUUUGGAGCGUUAUUGCUUGGCGGUGGACUCUAUCGCUUUUCCAUUGCCCCAGGGGUUUGCUUCCUUCUUCACCUAUCUCGGAUAUCGCGCGUUGACUUUUGAAAUGUUUUUGCAAUACGUGGAGAAUCACGUAUUUGAAUUGCAAAUUGAUKUCAUGAAGACAAUUAUUAACGAUAUCAAUGACCUACCGGAGGGCGUUGAAAAGAAGCUAUCCUUGCUCUCGACUCUACCGAAAUCGCGUGCUCAGCGUUUAUUAAGAAGUUGGUCACAUCCAGAGAGUUUGAUGAUACGCGGUCGUGAACAUGCAGCUAACAUAUUAUCUGGACAGCCGGUACAACAGCGUGGSGGCAGCGCAGGUGUAAAUGCUAACCCCCAGGGACGCACAUCAUUGAAAAGUGAUAUUGCGGCUGGUACUUUAUCGCCCUUAGAUUCAUUUUUGGAUCUUCUCACCGCCAAGGCAAGCCUAAAUGAGUUGAACUAUAAUUUGYUAAUAGAAACCACGAUCUCAUCCAUGGAGAGGAUUAAUCAGAAAUCAUAAGCUAUACUUUGCAUUUAAUGUAACACAUUACAGCGUUAGGAAAGUGUUCGGGGCUGUGCCAUAAAAAUACCCUUAGCAGCUAAACUCGAGGCUUUAAAUUAAGAUAUAUUAGUUAUCGAGUUGUUUAAUUGACAUUUAKUUUUAUUGCUUUAUUUUUGUUGCUGCUGGCUUAAGAACUACUCGUAAUCGAGAGAACUAUUCCAAAARGGAAUUUAAAACUUUUAAAUAAAUUAUAUAAGGCCAAAGUAUAUUUAUAAUUAAUAACAUGUACACAUAUAUAUAACUAGGAGAUCCGGCCACGCGUUGCUAUGUUAUACUUUUUAUACUAUUAUUCAUAUAAUARACUAUUCAAUACAGCGACAAGUUUAUUUAGGAAUAAAAGCGAAAACAUUUUUGUCGGUUUAGGAAUCCAAGGGACUGUACUUUAAGUUUAAGUCUGAAUAUGUUCAUACWAAUAAAUUUGAUUGGAAAAAAUAACGAA